This is a messenger RNA of Zeugodacus cucurbitae (melon fly), 517 nucleotides long. RefSeq names its product cuticle protein 38-like. NCBI's taxonomy places the organism in Eukaryota, Metazoa, Arthropoda, Insecta, Diptera, Tephritidae. The transcript is spliced from 2 exons. The coding region runs from base 147 to 449 and encodes 100 amino acids. The record is from RefSeq and is a predicted model, not a curated record.
AAACCCGACUCAUGAGUCACCACGAACACUAAAACGAAUUUCAUUAACGACUUCAGCUAUAAAUAUCUAAGCGAACUGGUUUAGUUCAUCAAACAAACUUUGACUUCACUCAAAUCACAACAAAACACAAACCAAACUAAUCCAACAUGUUCAAAUACGCCGUUGUACUAUUCGCCCUCGUCGCUUGCGCCGCCGCCAAACCCGGUAUCCUUGCCGCCGCUCCAUUGGCCUACGCUGCUCCCGCCGCUGUUGUCGCCGCUCCAGCUCCCGUUGUGACCGCCACCAGCAGCCAAGUCAUCGCCCGCAACUACAAUGGCAUCGCCGCUGCUCCAAUUGUUGCCGCCGCUCCCGUUGUUGCCCGUUAUGCUGCCGCCUCUCCAGUGGUUGCUGCCCACUAUGCUGCCGCUCCUUUGGCUGCUCCUCUCGCCGCUGCUCCACUCCUGUGGUAAACGAAAUUAGAUUGAUGUAACAUUUGAGUAAUACGCUUUCUGUGAAAAAUAUAUAAAUUCGAAACAAA